Molecule: messenger RNA, 1020 nt
Organism: Pterocles gutturalis (yellow-throated sandgrouse)
Lineage: Eukaryota; Metazoa; Chordata; Aves; Pterocliformes; Pteroclidae
Product: striatin-interacting protein 2-like
Biological process (GO): cytoskeleton organization
Cellular component (GO): cytosol
Source: RefSeq, a predicted model, not a curated record
AUGAGCUGCUGCUCCGGUGGCCGGAGGAGCUUUAGUGCACAGGCUGCGAGUGCUGGCAGCCGUCCUGCCUCCCAAAAUAUCCGUGGGGGUGUGCCAGCCCCUGCAGCUACCCCACCCCGCUCUCCGCAGGGCUCGGUGGAUUGCCCCAACCUGGAGUUCGAAUACGGGGAUGCCGACGGCCACGGCGCCGAGCUAGCAGAGCUGUACAGCUACACGGAGGAGCCCGAGCUCAGCACCAACCGGAGAUGCUUCGAGGAGGAUUUUCACGCUCAAGCGCAGGGCAGGAGGUGGCUGGAGCUGGACGGGGCUCAGCAGAAGGCUUACGUCAUGCGCCUGCUGGAUGGGCUGGAGGUGGUCAACAGGGACAAGCGGCUCAAAGUGGCACGAGCCAUCCUCUACCUGGCGCAGGGUGUCUUUGGAGACUGUGAUAACGAAGGCGACGUCCUGCACUGGUCUCGGCACAACAGCUUCCUCCUGUACCGGCUGGGAACCUUUACCGCCUUCCUGGAGCUCCUCAACAUGGAGAUCGACAACAGCCAGGCCUGCAGCAGCGCCCUGAGGAAGCCGGCCAUCUCACUGGCCGACAGCACGGAGCUCAGGGUGCUGCUCAGUGUCAUGUACCUGAUGGUGGAGAACAUCCGUGUGGAGCAGGAGACAGAUCCCCCCGAGUGGAAAACCUGCCGGGAGACCUUCAGGAUGGAGCUGAGUUUCCCCGUGCACACUGAGGAGCCCUUUGCUCUUCUGCUCUUCACGAUGGUGACCAAGUUCUGCAGCGGGCAUGCUCCACACUUCCCCAUGAAGAAGGUCCUGCUCCUGCUCUGGAAGGUGCUUCUGUUCACGCUGGGUGGAUUUGAAGCCCUGCAGGCGAUGAAGGUGAGGAAGCGGGAGGAGCUGGGGCUGCCGCCCUUGCCGGAGGACAGCAUCCAGGUGAUGCGCAGCAUGCGCGCUGCUUCGCCCCCCACCUACUCCAUCGAGCUCAUGGAGCAGCAGCAGCAGAAGCGUGGCCACCGCAGCCGGCGG